Molecule: messenger RNA, 1194 nt
Organism: Fusarium musae
Lineage: Eukaryota; Fungi; Ascomycota; Sordariomycetes; Hypocreales; Nectriaceae
Exons: 3
Coding region: 1-1194 (397 amino acids)
Molecular function (GO): FMN binding; oxidoreductase activity
Source: RefSeq, a predicted model, not a curated record
AUGUCAGAUCCCAGGUCACCGCAUCUCAAGAAGCGCGAUACCCCUCCAUGGGGCUUAUACCAACGCGAGAACUUUUGGAAACUCAAUGACGGAGAGGUUCCACCAUUUAACACGCAUCCUGAUAAGCUUCAAGAACUCGCUAAGAAGAAGCUCACUGAAAAUGGCUGGCUCUACGCAUCCUCCAACGCAGGCCUUUCAGAUACACAUGUUGCGAACCGCCAAGCUUUCUUCCGACAUAAGAUCGUCCCUCGUCAGCUUGUAGACACCAAUGAACGAUCUACUAGAACUACCAUCUUCGGCCAUGAGGUCUCUGCACCGUUUGGAAUUGCUCCUAUUGGAAUCAACAAGAUUUAUCAUCCACAGGGCGAGCUUCCUGUUGCUCAGGUCGCUGGUGAGCUUGGUAUUCCUUACAGUCUCUCAACUGCUGGCUCGUGUCCGAUUGAAGACGUCGCUGAAGCAAAUGAUGCUGGUCGAAAGAUUGCACAGAACAGUGAAGAAAGUCAUCGCAUCCCUGAGGGUCCCCGCUUCUUCCAGCUCUACAUGCCACAUGAUGACGAGCUCACCUUAUCACUACUGAAGCGAGCUCAUGAAUCAGGGUUCUCUGCAUAUCCCGUCUUCCAGAAACGCUUAGCCGAACAUGGCAUCGAUCCGAAGAAGCAGCCCGCUGAAGCCGGGGCAUUCUGGAUCGAUAAUGUCUGGCACGGUCGUGCAUGGUCUUGGGAAAAGGCAGUCUGGGCACGAGAGAAAUGGCAAGAGAUCAGCGGCGGAAAGCCAUUUUUGAUCAAGGGCAUUCAGCACGUCGAUGACGCUGAGAUGGCAGCUGAUCUUGGUUUCGAGGGUAUCGUUGUCAGCAAUCACGCUGGCCGACAAGUUGAUGGGGCCAUCGGAAGUCUUGAUGCUCUAGGGCAGAUCGCUGACAGGGUUGGGGAUCGUAUCGUUGUGACAUUCGAUAGCGGUGUUAGAGGAGCAGCUGAUAUUGUCAAGGCUCUUGCUCUGGGUGCCAAGUUUGUCUUUAUAGGUAGACUCUGGAUCUGGGGACUUAGUAUCAUGGGCGAGCAUGGAGUUAGGCACGUGUUGAAGGGGCUGCUAGCUGAUCUGGAUAUUCUUAUGAACGUCGUGGGGCUGAACAAGGUUGAGGAUAUUGAUAAGAGUUUUAUACAAUCUCAGCCUAUAAGCUGGAAGAGCAUGCUAUAA